Messenger RNA from Pectinophora gossypiella (pink bollworm), 1474 nucleotides. RefSeq names its product prostaglandin reductase 1-like. NCBI's taxonomy places the organism in Eukaryota, Metazoa, Arthropoda, Insecta, Lepidoptera, Gelechiidae. Gene Ontology annotation, cellular component: cytoplasm. Bases 284 to 1291 code for a protein of 335 amino acids. Gene Ontology annotation, molecular function: 2-alkenal reductase [NAD(P)H] activity; 15-oxoprostaglandin 13-reductase [NAD(P)+] activity. The record is from RefSeq and is a predicted model, not a curated record. The transcript has 2 exons. Gene Ontology annotation, biological process: prostaglandin metabolic process.
UAAAGUGCUUCGUCACAAUGAUGUCGACAAAUCUACAUAAAAAAUGUGUUGAUUCAUAUCAAUGGCCAUAGUCUAAAGUUCGUAUCAUAUAAAUAGUAUUCAAAUUUUCAUUGAAUUUAGUGAAUGGUUAUACUUUGAAGAGGAAACACGUCUUUUUAAUCAAGGAAAUUCUAUAUUGUAUUUGUCGUUAUUUAUAAUCAUAAUUAGAAAUAUUACGCAGGAUUCCGUAUCAAAAGUGGCAAGUGUAAAGUGUUGUCUUAUAAAUCUUCAAUAAACAUUGAAAAUGGUGAAAGCGCGGAAAUACGUAGUGAAGAACCUAUUUCAAGGCUUCCCGAAAAAGAGUGACUAUGAAGUCGUCGAAACCGAGCUACCACCACUAAAACAUGGCGAGAUUCUGGUUAAGACCGAGUGGGUGAGCGUCGACCCCUACCUGCGAGCGUACAACUACCUGACCCCCGCUCCUUACGACCAAUUCAGCUACCAAGUCGGAGUAAUCCUGGAAUCCAAGAGCGCACAAUACCCAGUUGGCAAAAGAAUAGUUUCCCACAAAGGCUGGUGCGAUUAUUAUGUCCUGGAUACCACCGUCGAGCCGGAAUUUUUCGAUAGAAUCUAUUUGCUACCUAACAUGCAAGGUAUUUCACCAUCCGUUGCAAUUGGAGCUGCCGGUAUGCCGGGUAUCACGGCUUACUUUGGAUUCUUAGAAGUAUGCAAGCCUAAAGAGGGUGAAACUGUGGUUGUGACCGGCGCCGCAGGCGCGGUCGGCUCCCUCGUUGGUCAGAUCGCUAAGAUCAAGGGCUGUAAAGUCAUCGGCUUCGCUGGCUCUGACGCCAAGGUGCAAUGGCUGGAGAAGGAACUGGGUUUCGACAAGGCUUUCAACUACAAGACCGUUGAUGCUUACAAAGCACUGAAGGAAGCGGCUCCUAAAGGAGUAGACUGCUACUUCGACAAUGUCGGCGGCGAGAUCAGCAGCAUAAUUAUCAACCAGAUGAAUGAAUAUGGAAGGGUUGCUGUAUGUGGGUCUAUCAGUGCAUACAAUGAAAACCCUGGGAACGUGCCCAAAGCGAGUAUACUGCAACCAGCUGUGGUAUCCAAGCAGCUGACAAUUUCAGGAUUUGUAGUAUCCAGAUGGACAGACCGUUGGGCUGAAGGUGUCACUCAACUGAUCACGUGGAUUAAGGAGGGAAAACUGAAGGCCAGAGAGCACAUUACGGAAGGAUUCGACAAUGUCUUCGAUGCGUUUGUCGGUAUGCUGAACGGAGAGAACACUGGCAAAGCCGUAGUUAAGUUCUAACAUGAUAUUAAUUUGUCUAGAUAUUUCAACAUUAUUUAUAUUAUUUAUACAAUUUGUGCGAAAAAAAAAUCGAUGAAUGAUGGUCUAAAUAAAUGAAGUGUGUUAUCAAGGUCACAUCUUUAGAAUCGAUGUCACAAACCCGUUAUUGUAGAAUAUAUUGAGAAAUAAAUAAUUUCAAUUAUU